Messenger RNA from Magnolia sinica, 1532 nucleotides. RefSeq names its product probable LRR receptor-like serine/threonine-protein kinase At1g56130. The transcript has 19 exons. Lineage: Eukaryota; Viridiplantae; Streptophyta; Magnoliopsida; Magnoliales; Magnoliaceae. Bases 123 to 1532 code for a protein of 469 amino acids. Gene Ontology annotation, molecular function: protein binding. The record is from RefSeq and is a predicted model, not a curated record.
UAUGUUUGAGGGGUGAUUGUGCAUUCCCCCUCUCAUACCCCACCUGAGUUUUUGUUGUGGAUGAUUCUUGGGACGUGCAGUGCCCACGAGGAGUUACACCAGAUACACUUUCUCUAUUCCACAUGCACAUCACAGCAAGAGCUCUUAAUGCCAUUUUCCAUCAUUGGGGUCUUCCUGUUACUUCUUAUGACUGGAACAUAAGUGGAGACCCAUGUAGUGGGACUGCCGUUGAUUCAUCAAUAAUCAGCAACCCUGGGAUCAAAUGUGAUUGCCCAUCCAACGGUGGAGGCACCUGCCACAUAACCGAAAUGAGUGUGCGGCUGUACUCGAUAGAGAGACGGGUUAUUCCGGAAGAGCUCCGGAACCUGACAUUCCUUACAAAUCUGACUCUAUCAGAUAUGGGCAUGGAGGGCUCCCUGCCAUCAUUUAUCGGUAAUUUUAGGCACCUGCGCUACCUGGAUAUAAGCGGCAAUAACUUCAAUGGUUCGCUCCCACCUGAGAUAGGGACUUUGCCAAGUCUGGAGCACUUGGAUAUAAGCUCCAAUGGCUUCAACGGUUUGCUCCCACCUGAGCUGGGGAAUUUGUCAAGUCUGCAAGAAUUAUACAUGAGUAUAAGCGGGAUAGGCAGCGAGAUUCCUUCAACAUUUGCUAACUUGAGAAACAUGAAGAUCUUGUGGGCAUCUGGUAGCCAGUUGACAAAGAUACCUAAUUUCAUUGGGAAUUGGUCUCUUACGGAUUUGGAUGUGUCAAAUAAUUCCAUAACGGGUCCCUUUCCAGCAUUCAUCGGCAACAUAACCAGCAUGCUCACCUUGGAUGUCUCAGAAAAUAACAUGACGGGUCCCUUGCCAGCAUCUAUCGGCAAUUUAAAGAACUUGAGCUUCCUGGAUAUAAGCUCAAACAACUUCUCUGAUUCACUCCCACCUGAGCUGGGGAAUUUGACGAGUCUGGAAAAACUGGAUUUGUCACAAAAUUACAUAACGGGUCCCUUGCCAGCUUCUAUCGGCAAUUUAAUGAACUUGAAUUCCCUGGAUUUGUCACAAAAUUACAUAACGGGUCCCUUGCCAGCUUCUAUCGGCAAUUUAAAGAACUUGCGUGACCUCUCCGUUAGCAUGAAUGCCAUAUCAGGGAGCAUCCCCAAAGAGCUAGGAAACCUUCGGAAUCUAACGUCCUUGGAUAUAAGCUCAAACAACUUCUCUGAUUCACUCCCACCUGAGCUGGGGAAUUUGACAAGUCUGGAAAACCUGUGGGCAUCUGAUAACAACUUCACAGGAAAGAUACCUGAUUUCAUUGGGAGUUGGGCUCUCACUGAUUUGAGGAUGCAAGGCAAUGCCUUCGAGGGUCCCAUACCAUCCAGUUUUUCUAAAUUGACCAAAAUGGAAUAUUUGUUGAUCUGUGAUGUGUCUAAUGGGAGCUCCUCGUUGAAUUUUAUUGAGAAUAUGACAUCUUUAUCUACCUUAGUCCUAAGAAACAAUAUGCUUUCUGGUACUAUACCAUUCUUUAUUGAAAACCAUCAAUCAUUGAAGAUCAUGUGA